Messenger RNA from Macrobrachium nipponense, 5132 nucleotides. Its product is annotated as arrestin homolog. NCBI's taxonomy places the organism in Eukaryota, Metazoa, Arthropoda, Malacostraca, Decapoda, Palaemonidae. Gene Ontology annotation, biological process: signal transduction; G protein-coupled receptor internalization. The record is from RefSeq and is a predicted model, not a curated record. The coding region runs from base 383 to 1747 and encodes 454 amino acids. Gene Ontology annotation, cellular component: cytoplasm. Gene Ontology annotation, molecular function: G protein-coupled receptor binding. The transcript has 10 exons.
AGAAACAGUAUAUAUACAUAACUUUGAUAAUUAAAAAGAUAAUAUCCUGAGCUGCUUUGCAUUAGAGUAAAACAAUAAAAAGUAUAAAGCUAGGCCUAUCCACUGUAGCUAAAAAAACUUGCCCUGUAUACCAACACUGUAUUUCGCUACUUUUUGGAACCGUACUUAAAAAAGUGCAUAGCAUUAGAACCAUUAUGACGAAACCCGUCCACGAGAAAGUUCUAAAUAAUUCAUCAGCCGAUAUUUGUGAGUGAGCGUUCAGGACUCGGGAAAAAAAAAAAAAAAAAAAAAAGGAAAACGUCCACCAUGCAUCAUGACAACGUGUGUUCGGACACAUGAGUGAAUCGGAUACAGGUGGCGUUAGAUCUGUAACUCCUUCACCAUGAUGAACAAUGCCAGGGUAUUCAAGAAGACGGCACCCAACGGGAAGAUCACCGUCUACGUGGAGAGGCGAGAGUUGUGCAUGAAGGAGGACGGCAUCCAGCCGCUCCGAGGAGUCCUCUACGUGGACGCCGAUUACGUCAAGGACCGGAAAGUCUUCGGACAGUUCGUCCUCACCUUCCGGUACGGCAGGGAAGAUGAAGAGGAGGUCAUGGGACUGAGAUUCUGCAAUGAAGCCUGCCUUCAGGCCAACCAGCUCUGGCCUCUACAGGAUGCUGACAAGGAGGAGGCCUUCAAGAACAUCAGCCCCCUGCAGGAUACUCUGGUGAAGCGCCUGGGGAACGGUGCCGUUCCCUUCACCUUCAACGUGUCCAGCCUAGCACCUCCCUCCGUCACUCUCCUGCCCGCCAGGACCUACGUCGGAGCUCCCAUCGGCACCAACUACGACCUUCGCGUCUUUGUUGGGGAGAACCCCGACGACAAGCCCCACAAGAGGUCUUCCAUUAGGAUGGGGAUGAAGCUGUACCAGAUGGCGCCCAGCGCCGACCGCCCCCAGCCCUACGCCUCCUUCUCGAAGCAGCUCCUCCUCGCCGACGGCCAAGUGGAGGUCGAGGCCACUCUGGACAAGGAGGUCUACGAGCGCGGGGAGCCUGUCGUCGUCAACGUGUCGGUGACGAACCACUCCUCCAGGAACGUCAGGAAAAUCAAGGUGUUCGUGGUGCAAUACGUGGACGUGGCCAUGUUCAGCAACGGCAAGUUCAAGAACAUCGUGGCCACAAUGGACACCACGGACGGAUGCCCCGUGACCUCGGGAGCCUCCCUGAGUCGCCAGUUCAAGCUGAGCCCAGCCAGGGGCACCAUCAAGAACUGGAUCGCCCUCGAGGAGUUCUACGACAGGGACAGCGCCUUGGCCUCGUCCGUCGUCAAGCCCGACACCCAGGAAAAGAAUGUCUUCGCCAUCUACGUCAGCUACUACGUGAAGGUGAAGCUGUGCACCACCACGAGCAGCCAAAAAGUAAAGCUCUUCACCAGUGCCAUCGGAGGAGAAGUGAGCGUCAAGGUCCCCUUCAAGAUCAUGCACCGAAAGGCGCUGGGCGAGACUGAAACCCCUGCCACCACACUGUUGCCUGAGGCUCCAACCAAUGGGGCACCGAUCACUACCUCCCAGUCCAUGUUUGACCUGACCUCGACUGACACUCGCCGCGGCAGCGCCAAGACUCGGCGCUCACCUCCCUCGCGAUCCACCAGCGAGGACUCGGGAAGGUGCUCCGAGAUGGGCCAGUCUCACGUCGACCCGGACAGGUUCCGGACGAGCCUGCAGAUUCAAGCGAGGAAUCGUAACAGGCUCGUGGACUCCGCCUGCUGAGUCGGCCUGGACUCAGCCGCCGAGUCAGUCGAGUCUUGGUUGGAUCCAUUUACUCCUUUCCUGAGAACCUGGCCAGCUUAGCUACGUCAAAUCACCUCGUCUGCCCCCCCGCCCUCCCCCUCCCUCCCCCAACUCAAAUCGAGCUUGGCUAAUCUGCUGAGCUUGCUGGAUUCCUCAGCGAGCUGAGUUUAGCCUUGAAGCUGCAAACGGUCUGGUCAAGCCUCCCGAUGUACCACUUUGAUUCACUUCAGUCAAUCUGCUACAUCGCUUGUACUCAUCAUUGAGUCCAGUUUGUCUGAACCGUUUUGCUUACCGAGUCUGCCUUACUCAUCAGCCUACUUUACCUUGGAUGGGCCUAACUAAUGAUCAUCACCUAAAGAAUUAUUGCACAGUCAAUGCAGUCAGGUUGUGUGAUGUAGCAAAGACACAAAUCUUGGUUUUAAAGAUGAAUGUAAACUUUGUAUCAGUUAAGGAAAUCGCAGCCAUUCUGAUCUGAACCUCCACGAAGUCGUGACCAAAAAGGACAAUCAUCACCAAAAAAGGGGUCGAUAUUUAUGUUCGUCGUUUUAAAAACUGUGGUUUCAUUGGUGUUUUGAUGUGAAGCUUUGAAGAAAGAAUUCUGUUUUUGCUGCACGGUAGAAACAAGGAUACACUGGGAGGUGGUUUAGUUUCCUACUGUGACUAUUUAGUAUUAAGAAGCAAGUGGUCAGCUGAUGUCUGAUGGAUACAGCAAGCUACAGGAGCUGCAGAUAUUUGCUGAAGAACGUACAGUACUGUAUAUAUAUUGUAUACUCCUAAUAGGUACUGCGGGAGAGGAAUCAUACAUAUCAUUUAUUUUUUCACGUGGACAUCAGCUGACACUUUUCAUAUGUAAUCUAUGAAAUGUGAAAAAUUAACUAAGAAAGACAGAUCAUACGCUUUGUAGGUUUGAAUAAUUAUACAACUUGGGUGCAACAGUCGUGACGAAAGUAUUAAAAAACAAAAAAAAACAAAAAAAAAACUAAAAUAAAUUAACAGGUAGUAUAUUCUUCUAAAGACAAUGUGCUAGAGGUAGACAAUGGGCAAUCUUUUUUUUUUUUGUGAAAAUAAAAAUUCAGGAUUAAGCUAUUAAGAUCAUUUCUCAUAAAAAAAGUGCGAAUGCAAAGGUGUGGAUUAAGGUGUAGAAAAUAUAAUUGCAUUGUAAUUCAUUUGAAAUAUUAUCGCCUUUUCUUUCGCUCGUAACUCCCAGGUCAUAAGGGCAUACGUUUCAGACUCAACACUGCAUCUGUGAAUGAACCUUCUUGCUGUCUAGAGACAAUUGCUCAAUUAUUGCUUACUUCAACUUUAGCUUCACAGCUAUAUUCUAGCUUCAUCUGUUCGAAGUGUCAUGGUAAAAAAUCUCAAUUGAAGUUGACGAACAAGUAAUUGGUACAUUUCUAACGCUUCAAAAACGUCCACUGCUUCAUAGACAUCUGAAUUAACACGAACUGAAUUUCUUUAUUUUAGAUUUACACGUCAGUUUUUCAUAGACGUCAGGGUUCUCAGCAAGACAUCAGAAAUUAACAUUCCAUAGUUUUAUUAAGAGAAAGAAGUGCGCCAUGUCCCGCGUCUCCACAGAUGACGCAAGAAACCCCCAGUUGCAAAAAUUUGCUUGCACGUUUGAGCCAGGCAACAGGACGCCCCAAGAGACUGAAACUCAUCUAUGGACGGCGAGAGAGAAAGAGAAAGAACGCAGCUGUGAUCAAUGCUAAAGAUGGCGCCGAGUUUUUUUGAUUGAAAACCACAGUACAUUUCAGCCGACUCGAAAUUCCACGGAAUCUCUAUGAUGACGAAUCAUUCUCUCGGAUGCUGGUGGGAUCUGCUUCUUCGUGCGCGGUCGAGGCCUUAUAUAUUUAAUAUCCAUAUAUGUAUGUGUGUGUGUACCAUUUAACUAUCAUGUACUUAUUAUCACGUAAUUACCGAAUGCCGCUAGAAUCAAUAACUCGCUAUUUCCCAGCCGUAUUCCGCCGAUAUAUUACUACUGACGAACCAAUAUAAUUUAGUUGACGUGUGAGCAUCAUCAACAGUGCUGUUUUGGCCUUUCUGUGAAGACAUUCCGGCAGAAUGUCGACGCGGCAGAGAGCGACAGCGGCAGAAUGAUCGAACUACAACGUCACAGCAACUACAGCUUACUUAAGUAAAACAGCUUGUAUAAAAAAACUAAAACUAAAAAGCAGCUUCGAUGACUCGUAGAGACCCAACCCAGUACGUUCUCCAAUUCCCGUUAGGAAGGAAAAAUCAUGAUAUACAUCGUUUAAUGAUAGAUCAUAACACAUGCUUCUUCGUAUUUGGGGCUGUUCGGUGUUGCUGGCUACUCCAUUCUACUUGACUACUAUUUAUUUGUUCUAUAUCUCUCUCUUUUUUUUUUUUUUUUUUUUGUGGUAAGCGUUAACGAACCCUCACUAAUACACAUAAAUAUAUAUAUUCUGAUACUGCGAAGAAAGUGAGCGUUCAGAUGUCAUAAUACUGAUAAUGUUUCGUACACCAAAGAUUGCUACUAGUCAGCCAAAGAACUUCAAAUGAAAUGUAUAAUAGAGUAUAUAUAAAUACAGUUAUCAAUAUUGUCUUUGUACAGCACAGCAAUAUCAAAACAGAAUUCCUUAGUCUAAGUGUGUUAAUAUAAAAAGAAAUACAUAAAUAUAUAUAAAUAUAUAUUUUGAAAUUUAUCUAUCAAGACAUUUCAGUUUGGUUCUAAUGUAGUGAUUAGAUUCUCGUCAGCUUAAAAUCACAGUGAAAUUUAUUCCGCCAUUUUAACUGCAAAUAUGAUAGUGAUUGCAGAAACCCUGGAUUAGGAACAAAAUUAUGAUUACCUUCCAUCGUAAUCAUUCUGUCACCUUCAUCAUCCAACUGGAUUGAUUUAUGGGGCGAUUAAUGAUAAAACUACCGAAAUUGCGUUAUACACCUAUAUUCAAAUAAAAGUACGGAUUGGCCAGCGAUAUUGUUAAAUAUAUAUUGUAAACUGAUUCAAAUAAUAGGAACUUGAAUGGCCGAGACAUUCUCCAUCUGACUGAAAACUUGAAGGAAAAUUUAGAAUUUAGAAGGAAGCAAACUGUCAAUUUCAGUUAUAUAAGAAAAAAAUAUAGACUGAAUCGUAUACACUUCGGACCACGCACCUCAAAAAGUAUCCACGCAUUUCGGGAACUGUCAGUAUUAAAUAAAAAAAAAAAAAACACAGUUACACUACCCGACGCAGGAACAGACACCAAAGACAAAUCAUUCUCAAAACGAAAUGACGAGCGUCUAACAUUAGAUUUUAAAUUGACGUUUAAGGAAAAAAAAAUAUAAAUAAAAAGAUGCUAUCUUCCUAUGUGUCAUUUUGUUUUUCCAUCUCUCGAUUUUAGAGACAAAUAAAUCUCCAACAGUUUAA